Messenger RNA from Penicillium canariense, 1533 nucleotides. RefSeq lists its product as uncharacterized. Gene Ontology annotation, biological process: carbohydrate transport; transmembrane transport. The record is from RefSeq and is a predicted model, not a curated record. NCBI's taxonomy places the organism in Eukaryota, Fungi, Ascomycota, Eurotiomycetes, Eurotiales, Aspergillaceae. Bases 1 to 1533 code for a protein of 510 amino acids. Gene Ontology annotation, molecular function: carbohydrate:proton symporter activity. The transcript has 2 exons. Gene Ontology annotation, cellular component: membrane.
AUGACACGCUUUUUUGGCCUUCGUGGCAAUAGCCUCAAUGUCGUGACCAUUCUCGGGGUGUUGAUGCCUGGCAUCUUGUCGGUCGGGUACAAUGCCGCAUCACUCGGCGGCGUCUUGAGCUUGGAAAGCUUCGAAAAGCAGUUCCACGAGAUCGACAUCACAGAUGCUUCCGACAGGACCCAUGCAUCGGCUAUUCAAGGCACGGUCGUGGCGGUCUACACGGUUGGAGGCUUCAUCGGUACCUUCGUCUGCAUCUGGCUGGGCGAUAUGCUGGGGCGACGACGGGUCAUUAUGGCAGGAGCUAUUGUUCAAGUGAUCGGCGCGAUUCUCAACGCGAGCGCCUAUUCCCUGGCUCAACUAAUUGCCAGCCGUCUCGUUAUUGGUAUUGGCACUGGUGCCUUUUUGGCCACCAUUCCUCUGUGGCUGUCUGAAAUCUCGCCGGCCAGCAAACGCGGUGCACACGUUGCCACGAAAGGCGUCUUCAGUGGCUUUGGAUGUGCCCUGGCUUUGUUUUUGGAUUUUGGGCUCUCUUUUAGGGGCGGGAGCAUGGCCUGGCGCUUGCCCGCGGCAUUUCCCCUCAUAUUAUCCGUGGCCGUUUUCGGAUUCAUUGUUUUCCUUCCCGAGUCGCCUCGCUGGCUUAUUCGACAGGGGAGGAUUUCGGAGGCACAAGAAACUUUGGCCGCCCUGGAAGACACGACUAUCGACGACGGGAAGAUUGAAACGCGUAUCGAGGAGAUGCAAGCGUCCCUCGUUCUAGCUGGAGAUCAGAAGUCUCUGGCCCAGCUCUUCCACAUGGGUCCACAGCGAACUUCCCAUCGGGCUUUUCUCGCGAUAGCGGCGAUGACUUUUCUCCAGCUAACAGGAGCCACUGUGACCACAUUCUACACCACGGCGAUUUUUGAGAAUAACCUACAACUGGGGGAAUCGACAUCGCGGCUACUGGCAGCGGUUUAUCAAUUAGUCGGUCCUAUCGGUGGCGUCGUUUGUGUGCUUACUAUCGAAGGCCUAGGCCGUCGAAAGUUACUGAUGGGCAGUGCGGCUGGAAACGCCAUAUGUUUAGCCCUGAUAGCCAGCCUGGGCUCUCAGACCGGAAAUCUAGUAGCAGCCCAUGGCGCUGUCUUCUUUAUAUUUCUAUUCCAUUUCAGCUAUAUCAUUGGCUUUGGGGGGAUACCAUAUCUCUAUGCGUCUGAGAUUUCACCCAUGCAUCUGCGAUCCACCAUCACCAGCAUUAGCAUCAGCAUAUCGUGGGCGAUCAGCAUCCUGGUCGCCAAUAUCACCCCAAUUGCAUUCAACGCAAUGGGUCAGCGAUACUUUCUCAUUUUUGCUGGUUUCAAUGCUGCGAUGAUACCGGCAAUAUUCUAUUUCUUCCCGGAAACUUCUGGACGCAGCCUCGAAGAGAUUGAUGAGAUCUUUGCUCUCUCCAACAGCCUCCUGGAUGCCGUUCCGACGGCUAAGAAACUCCCGCCGCGCCAGCCACAUAACCUACCAGAGGCUGAGAAAGUACUGGUUAAAAGCCUUGAAAGUCCAGUGUGA